AUGACCAUCAAGAUCCGGCUUGCGCGCUUCGGCCGCCGGAACGCCCCUUUCUACAACAUUGUCGUCGCACAUGCUCGUACCGCAAGAAACUCCAAGCCUCUUGAGGUCAUUGGCACAUACGACCCCAUCCCAAAGGCUGACCCCUACGACGACUCCGGUCGUCUGCACAAGGACGUCAAGCUCGAUAUCCUGCGCGCAAAGUACUGGAUCGGUGUAGGCGCCCAGCCAACGGAUACCACGUGGAGAUUAAUGUCAAUGAUGGGCAUAAUGCAACCGAAACACAGGGACCAGACACCGAGGACAGCACCACCACUGCCGGAGGGCAUCACCAAGGAGGCAGGCGCAGCAUGA
Messenger RNA from Truncatella angustata, 351 nucleotides. RefSeq names its product ribosomal protein S16 domain-containing protein. Gene Ontology annotation, cellular component: ribosome; mitochondrial small ribosomal subunit. Lineage: Eukaryota; Fungi; Ascomycota; Sordariomycetes; Amphisphaeriales; Sporocadaceae. Gene Ontology annotation, molecular function: structural constituent of ribosome. The transcript is spliced from 3 exons. Gene Ontology annotation, biological process: mitochondrial translation. Bases 1 to 351 code for a protein of 116 amino acids. The record is from RefSeq and is a predicted model, not a curated record.